Molecule: messenger RNA, 1673 nt
Organism: Aegilops tauschii subsp. strangulata
Lineage: Eukaryota; Viridiplantae; Streptophyta; Magnoliopsida; Poales; Poaceae
Source: RefSeq, a predicted model, not a curated record
CCUCUCUCACUCUCACUCGCUCCCCUGAAGAAAACAAAGACCAACUCCCAAAGAACUAGAUCCCCUCCUCCCUUCCCACCUCUCUCCCCUCCGGCUCCUCCGAUGGCGGCUACACCUCACUCGGUGACCACCCUCGACGACGUGGAGGAGCUGCUGCGGUCCUCUAAGGAGAAGGGGGAGGAGGCCCCCUGCUGCCAACUCGAGGCGGACGCGGCCAUCAAUGCCGCCGUCAAGCUCAAGGCCAUGGUCGACUCCGGCGCCGUCCGCCUCGUCAACCCGCAGAUGAUGGCCAACCAGCUGCAGGCCAAGGCCUCCGUGGAAGAAGGGAUCCAGGAGGCGAUCGACCGGACGUUGUUCUCGCCCCGGGAGAUGCAGGCGCUGGACGAGAGCAUCGCCGUGCUCAAGAACAGGCUGCAGACCCCAUGUUCUCUGGUCACUGCACAGGAGGAAGAAGCAAUAAUCUCUGAGGUACAGUCUCAACGGGUGGCGUGGGCUAUGGGUCUCAUGGGGCUGGAGGUUGAGAAGAAGGUGCUGGAAGCGCAGGCACCUAAGGCACUGGAGAAGUUCCAUGGUCUGCUUGCCGAUAUGCUGGAGACGCCUUCAUUCAUGGGGGCCGGGAGCACAGACUACAAGUUCAUCACCCAUUCUGGGCAGCUCGAGCUACAUGACAUGGAGUAAAACCAUUGAGUUACUACUAGCUAGCUACCAUAUGCUUUGCUGGAACAUGGAACCAUUUGCAGAAUGGAUGAUGCUUUUUGCGGUUGCAGAACUGAAAAUGGAACCUAGCUGGCUUCUGUUUAUUAGUGUUGUUGCUUGAUUGCUAGUACAGAUGUUGCUCCUUGUGCAUGUUUUGUUAUGUUUUUUUUUGCGGGGACAUGUUUUGUUAUGUUGUGCAUACAGUCGAUCUGAUUCAGUCCCUCGACAUUCGGUUUAUCUUUUGUAUCGCAUUCGCUUGCCGAAUUCAGCUGGACUUGUUUCCACGCGCUGAUCGAAUCCGCCUCUUGCCGCUGUUUAUGGCUGCAAACAAGUGUUUUCUGUCGAUGGAGUCCCAUUGUAUUGCAAGCAAAAAAGAAACGCAGUGUGUGUUUUCGUGUCUUCAGUAUUUCUCUGAGAGCCCAGGAAGUCCACACCGUCUUUACUUUGGAAGUGAAUUAAGGUCUUGUUGAAGUAGCGGUGCAAAUCAAGGGAUGAGAGCUUUGCAUGUGUGAACUGCAGAAGCAGUGCCCACGGCCCAUGGUGGAGGCAGUAGUCAGGGCGAAACCAACGUUGCAGGUGACACUCGCUGGUUCGACCGAUCAGGGAUGCAGAGCAAAGUUGACAAGCACAGGAGCGAUCCAGUUUCAAUUCAUAGCAGAGCAGCAUCGAGCACAGUAGCUAGCGAUCCAGGAGCAGAGCAACUGUUUUUCCCCUUGCCAGAUUCGAUUGAUCAUUCCCUUCUCUGAAACAGAAUUUUCAAAGUCACAGCUGCAAAGUUUGUUGCAUCCUCCCUUUUAAUUAGAUCGGCGUUCUCUCUCACAAUCCAGGAGGGCGGCACGGUCUCAAAAUCACGUCCAGCAGGGAGUGGCGUUUCCAAGCCCUGAUAUAUUUAGCGGCCAUAGGUACGCAGAUGGAUGCCUGCUUUAGUUGUAGAAUUGCUUCAAAUGGAAGAGAAAGAUUACCAUCCAUCUUUUUUU